GUCACAGGUGCAAUGGAAGGGGAAUCCUGGAGCGUCCAACUGCAACAUCGAGUCUCUGCUUUUCCAUACGAGUCCUAACCUGUCGGUUGUGCUUAGUCUCGAUCACAACAUCGAUUCUAUACGAAAAAUAGUCUCGUGGAAAAUACUAGGUCGUGUGUGAAAAUUCCGUCUAGCUGGCCGGACGAUCGCGUCGCGACGUUUGCUUUUUGCGGUUCGCCAUUAUUCACAAGACAACGCUCGGGGACGCGACGAUGACGAAAAGCUGAGAGUACAGUGCUCGUAUCGUGCAUGAGAGAUGAGCGGUUCUCGACUUGGCAGGGGCCGGGGUGGUCGCCUGGCCGUGUAUGGGGGUUGUGCUGUGGUGGUUAUUCUCCUGGUGUUCCUUUACAGAGCUGCCACUUCAGAGAUGGCCAGGCUUCGAGAACUUCAUGUACAAUGUGCUCAUCAACAAGAGGCGCUUGCUGCUCAGCUUCAAGUGAUAUUCGAGUACAAAGUGCGAUUAGAAAAGUCCUUAGCCGAGGAGAAGAGCUCGAAUGCAGCUGUGAAACAGGAACUUCAGCAACGUGCCUCUCGUGAAAAGUCUCUCAGAGAUAAGGACAGCAUAGAGGCGAUGCAGAGGUUCAAUUCCCUUCAGCAAACGUACAAGCUCCUUCAGACGGAGCACCAAGAUCUGCAGGAUGAGUGUAAGAAACGUGAAAAGCAGGCGUUGGAGGAUACAAACAGAUUAGAGGCGACUCUUCGUGAACUCCGUAGUCGGAUCAGACAGGCACGAGAGGACAAAGAGAAGGCAUUGGAGCAUUUGAAGACCAAGUUCUUGGAGCUGGAUACAGAAAAGACCAGGCUAGAGGAAAAGUACAAUGACGUACUAAAGAACAGUGGUAAUACUGAUAGCACCAUUGAUCACCUGAGGAAGGAAGUGAUGCAGCUGAAGCGUGAACUGGAAGAGGCUAAGAAAUCAAGCAAGGCUAGAAUUCUUAGUCCAAGCGUGGAGAGUCCGCAAUCAAUGCAGAAAACGGAUCAGCAGAAGUCUGGAUCGCCAGGGAACCUGGAACAACCGGUCGGUCCGUCGCAACAGCAACAGAGUACUGCGACCACCAGCUCGAUGAAGCCAAUUCCAGCCAUGAAACUGGAGACUUCAACACCAGCGAGCAGUGGAAAUCCAGUAUCCACGGCCCUCGAUAAGCCUCAUCCUCUCGCGAAACCGGCCUCAAAGGCCAAACUUCCGGUUGGUGUACCACCGAUUCCGGUGAUGAUCGAUCAGAAACUGGAGAAUCGUGAUGAGAAGAGGAACGACCAAGAAGUGGCCAGAAAGAAGAAAGAGGAGCCUAAGAAAAUCGAAAAUCCAGAGAGCAAGGAGCACGAGGUUGAAAACGGCAAUCUGGAACCGCCAUUUCCGGUGGUGUCCGGCAGGAGAGGGGAGGAGCUGCCUGCGGAAAGGAGGGGAAACAGGUGGUUCAACGUUGGACCAGGCGUACAGGAAAUUGGCGACGAAUUGAAUCACAUUCGACUUCCUGGCCUAGAUGAUGGUGCAGAACGAAAUGCCGAAGCAGGGGACGAUCAAUACGAAGGCGUUGAUUAUGAUAAAGAACCCCAGCAGAAGAACAGUGAUUUGCAAUUGGUUGAGGGUGAAGACGAAGGCGAAGAUGAAGAAGAUCAAGUAGACUAUCCUCAUAAUUUGAAACAGGAGAAACGUGAAUGAAGAAUAAUUUUUAGAAGAAGAUUUCAAUGGUUUUAAGAAGUAUGAGGCUCAUUUAAGAGAAAAGCAAUGGUCGUUUGUUGAUUGGAAGUCAAAGUUCUAAUAGGCUAAUCUAAUCACUGACAUUAAUUUAUCAAGAGAUAAAAAAAGAAGAAAGAUGCACCAUAUUUCUUGUUUUUCUUCAUUUUUCAAAACAAGAUGCCUCCGUAUGAGGAGCUAGCCAAAUGGUGUAGAUAGUUGAUAAUCUAUACAGAUGCUAUUUAAGUGCCACUGCUCGACCAACGAGCAAAUUCUAUUUUUUAUGAAGAGAUUUGUCGACUGGUUUGAGCAGAGGAUCGAUAAAAGAAACAGACUGUAUUUUUCUAGAAUUAAUUCUAAGAUAGAAAAGAUAUGUAUUAGAAUUUCCACAAUCAGAGGAAAACUUGGUGGAAGGAUUCAUACUUUCAUUGGCAGACGUCGUUUAAAAGCCCUUAAUCUAUUUAAAGAAGUGUCUAAAAAUUGAUAGACAAAUGUAUUUGGUGUGUGAACAAAAAUGGGAUAUAAAUAUUGGCGUAAUUAAGAGGCUAGUCCACAAGGGAGAAGGGGGGUCUCAAUUUAAUUAUGCCAAUGGAUAUAAACUAUUUAAAGAACCAUUACUUAAUAAUUUUUUAAUUAUAGAAUUAGUGGAUUCAUUAGUCAGAACAGUAUUUUACUUUAGAAUAUAUAUUAAAUGUGGUAUUUUAUAUCGAUAUAAGUUUUUAUUGAAUUAUCAUAUAUUUUUAUAUCUAUACAGUUUUAUAAAAGAAACUUAAACGUUUAUUAUGUAAGUACUUCUGAAUUUCUAUUUUCUCUCUGUUACUUUGUCAAUUAUAAAUAUUGUAAUGUACGGUAUCGAGCAAAUUAGGUUUCACUAGGAAAGUCCACAUAUUAAUGAUUCAUAUUCUGCCAGUGAAAGGAUUGAUCAUUCUUUCCUUCAACGAGACACGUAAGCGGAAUUUGUGACUUAAAGCACUAAUUACUUAAGCGUUAACUGUGAAAGUUUCCAAAAUAGGAACAAUCAACUGGUUGUUCUUGUCGAAACCGUGCAAUAUGAUCGGUGCAAAGGUACACGUGAUUUAUUUAUUGCCUACUGGUCGUCGUUCAGGCGCUAACAAUCAAGACUUAAUUGAAUGAAAGGAACUACUUUAAGGAAUUUACUACGAGUAUAGAUUAAUAUUUGUUAUGACCAUAGAUAUCUACUUAUACAUUGACACAGAGAGAAGUGAUUCACCUGUACAUAAAAUUCUUUUCGUAAUAAAAACAA
Molecule: messenger RNA, 2978 nt
Organism: Osmia lignaria (orchard mason bee)
Lineage: Eukaryota; Metazoa; Arthropoda; Insecta; Hymenoptera; Megachilidae
Source: RefSeq, a predicted model, not a curated record